Molecule: messenger RNA, 410 nt
Organism: Geodia barretti
Lineage: Eukaryota; Metazoa; Porifera; Demospongiae; Tetractinellida; Geodiidae
Source: the annotation of a GenBank genome assembly
GAAUCUUCUCAGACGAGAAUGGAGAGACCCACUUCGGAUCUUUCACCAUCUCCAUGACUGGCUCUGGAGACAUUGGUUACCUGUCAGAGAAAGUGAGGUGUUCAGAGGUGAUAGUAUUCCGACAUACCCCAGCCACAUACGACUAUUCCUGGCACAACGCUCCUCGCAGGCUAGUCCUCUUAUCAGCUACUCUCUCCAUGUCUCUGAAACACGUCAUAAGUCUUCAUGUCCGUCGUCUCUCACUGUGUUUUUGCUUGCAUUAACAUGACUGUGUUUGUCAUCUGUAGCCUUAUUCUUCGGUGGCUAUUCUUCUUCUCAUUUCACUUUCUCUCCUCUUUUAUGCAACUCUCCAUUUACGGCUGAUUUUUAUAUUAUCUGUAUAAUAAUGUAAUCAGUGGUUUGUAAUGUAG